This is a messenger RNA of Photinus pyralis (common eastern firefly), 7421 nucleotides long. Its product is annotated as fatty acid synthase-like. The transcript is spliced from 26 exons. Lineage: Eukaryota; Metazoa; Arthropoda; Insecta; Coleoptera; Lampyridae. The coding region runs from base 19 to 7398 and encodes 2459 amino acids. Gene Ontology annotation, molecular function: 3-oxoacyl-[acyl-carrier-protein] synthase activity; fatty acid synthase activity; oxidoreductase activity. Gene Ontology annotation, biological process: fatty acid biosynthetic process. The record is from RefSeq and is a predicted model, not a curated record.
CUUAUCAAUUGUACUAAAAUGGUUAUGGAAAAAAACGAAGGAGUCGCACUCGCCCAUCCCUUGCAAGGAGAGGAGGUCGUCAUUACUGGAAUGGCUGGACGUUUUCCCGAGUCGGACGACAUCUACCAGUACAGGAGCAACAUCUACAACAAAGUUGAUAUGGUCACCUGCGAUAAUCGGCGCUGGUUACCGACCAACCCUGAGAUACCCCAUCGUAUUGGUAAAAUUAAUCAUCUCGACGAUCUGGAUGCUGGUCACUUUGGGUUGCAUUACUUUGAAGUCAACCAGAUGGAUCCAAUUGUGAAGAUGAUAUUGGAGAAGGCUUACGAGGCGAUCUUGGACGCUGGUUACAACGAGAAAGAGAUGGACGGUGCGAACUGUGGUGUUUUCAUGGGGUGCUGCUUUUCGGAAACCGAGCAGGCGAUGCAAAUGACGCGUAACGUCAGUCCGCACUUUGCAGGGGUUUCUCAAUCGAUGACCGCGCAACAAAUAAGUCACUACCUCAAACUGCGAGGGCCUUCGUAUACUGUUGACACGGCGUGCAGCAGCUCACUUUACGCUUUGGAGCACUCGUACCGAGCGAUUCGGACUGGUCGGUGCGACAGCGCAUUGGUAGGUGGAGCCGGCUUGUGCCUAAACCCCACAACGACCCUGCAGUUUGCUCGAUUAGGCGUUCUGAGUGCGGACGGGAUGUGCAAGCCCUUUGAUGAAGACGCGAAUGGUUACGCACGCUCGGAGACCAUUUCCAUUGUCUUCCUGCAGAAGGCUAAGGAUGCUCGACGAAUUUACGCACAGUUGCUGCACAGUAAAACAAACAGCGACGGCUACAAAGAGCAAGGGAUAACGUUCCCGUCGAGCGAAAUGCAAAAGGUCCUCUUAGACGAGACGUACGAGGAAUGCCGACUAGAUCCCACCGUUGUUGACUUCGUCGAAGCGCACGCCACCGGUACCAAGGUCGGUGAUCCCGAAGAAAUGACUGCAAUAGAGCAAGUCUUCUGUACCAACCGCGACACACCACUAAUUGUCGGAUCCAUCAAGUCCUACGUUGGUCAUUCGGAAGGCGGGAGUGCAAUGUGCUCGCUGGUUAAGGUUUUGCUCGGAAUGGAGGACGACUGCAUUUUGCCAAACAUUCACUACGACAAACCGCGACAGAGCAUAAAGGCUUUGGUGGAUGGUAGAAUCGUGGUCCCUUUGGACACAAUGCCGUUGCCGAAAAACGGUUCGGGGGUGGUUGCGAUUAACUGCUUCGGCUUUGGCGGGGCGAAUGGGCACGUUAUCCUUAAGAAAUUCGAGCAACGAAAGGUUAAUGGAGGACUGCCCGAAGAUGACUUACCGCGACUGAUGUGCGUAAGUGGUCGGGUGCCGGAAUCGCUGGAAAGCAUCUUUGAUGACAUCGGUGGACGCAAACUGGACGCUGAGUAUUGCAGGUUACUUCAAGCUAAGGAUGAAGCUCGACGAAUUUACGCACAGUUGCUGCACAGUAAAACAAACAGCGACGGCUACAAAGAGCAAGGGAUAACGUUCCCGUCGAGCGAAAUGCAAAAGGUCCUCUUAGACGAGACGUACGAGGAAUGCCGACUAGAUCCCACCGUUGUUGACUUCGUCGAAGCGCACGCCACCGGUACCAAGGUCGGUGAUCCCGAAGAAAUGACUGCAAUAGAGCAAGUCUUCUGUACCAACCGCGACACACCACUAAUUGUCGGAUCCAUCAAGUCCUACGUUGGUCAUUCGGAAGGCGGGAGUGCAAUGUGCUCGCUGGUUAAGGUUUUGCUCGGAAUGGAGGACGACUGCAUUUUGCCAAACAUUCACUACGACAAACCGCGACAGAGCAUAAAGGCUUUGGUGGAUGGUAGAAUCGUGGUCCCUUUGGACACAAUGCCGUUGCCGAAAAACGGUUCGGGGGUGGUUGCGAUUAACUGCUUCGGCUUUGGCGGGGCGAAUGGGCACGUUAUCCUUAAGAAAUUCGAGCAACGAAAGGUUAAUGGAGGACUGCCCGAAGAUGACUUACCGCGACUGAUGUGCGUAAGUGGUCGGGUGCCGGAAUCGCUGGAAAGCAUCUUUGAUGACAUCGGUGGACGCAAACUGGACGCUGAGUAUUGCAGGUUACUUCAAGCGGCAUUCAAAUGCACCAAAUUUGAGCACCCAUAUCGUGGGUACAUCAUCCACUCCAAGGCUGGCGAGCUGAAACGAAGCUCGACGAGAUUCAAUAGUAAGAGUCGCGUAUGUCUCCUCUUUCCAAGGCCAACCUUGGAGCUCCUGGACAUCGGCAGUGGACUCUUCAAAUUUUCAACGUUUUCCGCGACCGUACAGAGAAUCGCCUCACUACUACCGCCCCAAGUUGAUGUGAUCAAGAUAAUAAAAAAUUGCGAAUGUAAAGACGGACGAGAGUUAGUGCUUGCGAGUUUAGCCAUUCAGCUCGCCUUCGUUGAGCUGCUCAAGGAGUUGAAUUUAUCGUUAGACUACACGGCGGGGAUGUCCGUCGGGGAGUUAUCCGCCGGUUACGCAAACGGGCGGAUUAAUUUCGAACAGGCAAUCGAGGUCGGGUACGAAAUUUCUCGACUGAUGAGCGAUGACCUGUGUCUCGAUUACGCCUUAAGUACCAAAAGCUCGGUACUGUUGAGUCGGCUACAAAAACGGAUACCCAAUCCCGAAGGAAUAAUUCACAGUCUCCUAAAUCCGAAACCUUUGGAAGCGCGCGUGUUGCAAAGAAAACACUAUCCUCAGUUGGCGGUUGUCGUACUCGGUUCCCAACAGAUACGGCUGAACGGUUUCACUUCCUUGAACAUUUCGGGCUCGGAUGUCGUUACCUCAUUUCUGGAUGCAGUGGGAAGUAUUUACAUGCUGGGUCACAAUCUCAACGUGGAAGUUCUGUACCCACCAGUCAAGUGGCCGGUUGGUCGUGGAACGCCCAUGAUCUCGCCGCUAAUAAAGUGGAACUACGACAUAGAUUGGCUUUCAAGUUUUCACUCGUACUCCAAGAAGGUCUGGUAUGCGGACAGUCAUCUUAUUACUUUGGUUAGUAAGGAGAUUGACUGGUCUAUUCUACCAGGUCACGUCAUUGAUGGUAUGACGAUAAUGCCCGCAAUCGGUUACCUCUUCAUGAUCUGGGAGACGUACUGUAAAAUGGUGGACGUUCCAAUGAACAUUUCUCGGGUGCGCUUCGACAACGUGCGGUUCCUUAAAGCCGUCCACAUUACCAAAUUAUCGGAGAUGGCUUUCAAGGUCACUAUCGGCAGAGGAACCAACCGAUUUGAGAUCGGAGACGUCGACGAAGUGAUCGUUUCCGGAAGCAUACGCACUCUCUCAGACACGGACGAAUUCAUUGACCUCGCCCUGUCACCUGAAGAUGAUGAAGGAAUCUCCUUCGCUACAAAAGAUAUUUACAAAGAGCUACGCCUGCGGGGUUACAAUUACUCGGGAGCGUUUCGCGCGCAGGAAACAGCCCAUAUAACGGGAUUGAUCAGCUGGAUCAAAUGGGACCGUAACUGGAUCGCAUUCAUCGAUAACAUGUUGCAGAUGAAGCUUCUCGGGGAAGAUACGCGAAAUCUAUACGUUCCCACGUUCAUCGGCCACUUGAAGAUUGACGCCAUGAAGCACUUCGAGUACGUUAAGCAGUUGGACAACCCAUCUCUACUGCCUGUGUACAAUCAUCGCGAGGCGGAUGCCAUCAGCUGUGGAGGUAUCGAGCUGCGGAAGCUUUACGCUACUCCGAUCAUGCGCCGUAAGGUAACGGUCGAGCCGGUCCUGGAGACGCACAAGUUCGUGCCGUUUAACACCGAGCUGCCCAUGCAAUCUGCUGUGCGCGUCCUGGUGCAGAUCUUCCUUGAGAACACACUCUCGCUGAAGGUUAAGAUCGUGGAGGUCGCGCAAACUGACGCGAUAUCUCCAAUUCUGCAAGAGGCUUUGAAUGAUCAGCCGCUGGUUAAGACUGAAGUUACAAUUUUGGGCGAUGAAAGCUUGAGUGUUCCAAACAUGAAGGUCCAUAACAAGGCGUUGUCCACCGAAAAGCAGUGCGCGAUAGUCAUCCUCGAGGGGGCAUCAGGUAACCUUGAACUACUCCAGGAGGCUGAAGGCGUCCUCAAGGAGAACGGCAUUAUUAUCUCAAGGGAGGGAGAUUAUCUUUCUCCAAAUUUCCCUGGCCUCGCGCUUCUGGCGCAAAUAAAAACUGAAACGGAAACGCUAGUGUUGCUGAGGAAGGUUGUUAGCUACCCAAAAGAGCACGUGAUCAUGGCCAAGUUUGAUGGUACAACUUACGACUGGUUGUCCAAACUUCAGAGUGCCAUGCGAAAUGAAACCAAAACGUUGGUUGUUGUUGAAAAUGAGCCCUUAAGCGGAGUACUUGGAUUUGUCAAUUGUCUCAGGCGCGAACCUGGGGGGAUGAACUUGAAAUGCGUGUUCGUUCAGGACGAGGACGUUAAAUUUAACCUCUCCGAUCCACUCUUCAGCGAACAGCUAAGCAAAGACUUGGCGAUUAACGUGUUGAAGCACGGCGCUUGGGGUAGCUAUCGCCAUCUGCCGCUGGAGCGCUUGGGGGAGGUUGAAAGGCAGCACGUCUUCUGUAACCAGAACGUCGUUGGAAAUCUGUCGACGCUCAGCUGGGUCGAAGGGUUACUCUCGCAUGACAACGCUAAGGAACCCGAACGGACGGUCAAGGUAUACGCCAGUUCCAUCAACUUCAUGAAUAUUAUGUUGGCUUCCGGUCGUGUUCCUUCGGAGGCGUUCAUAAAGGAUCGGCUUGCUUUAGCCACAGCGCAAGGUGUUGAGUACGCUGGGAUUGAUGCAAAGGGCGAGAGGGUAAUGGGAAUUCUACGGUUGGGGGCUAUGGCCAGUUCCGUUGUCCCCGACGGUAAUAUGACCUGGAGGAUACCGGACGAGUGGACUCUGUCGCAGUCUGCCAGUGUUCCGAUUACCUACUCGACGGUGUUGUGCAGUUUCUUCGUGAGCGCCCAUCUCAAACCGGGACAAAGUCUUCUGAUUCACUCCGGUGCUGGAGGCGUAGGGCAGGCCGCCAUCCAAAUAGCCUUGUUUUGCAAGUGCCAAAUAUUUACGACUGUCGGUACCGAGGAGAAGCGGAAGUUCAUCAUGGAGACAUUCCCAGAAAUACCAGCUAGCCACAUCGGCAACUCUCGUGAUACCUCCUUCGUGCAGAUGGUUUUAAAACACACGAAAGGUCGAGGGGUCGACUUGGUUCUAAACUCCCUGGCCGAGGAAAAACUGAAAGCGACUCUUCAGUGCCUUGCACCGAAAGGAUACUUCGUCGAGAUCGGCAAAUACGACUUAGUCAAUAGCAACAAAUUUGCUCUUUCUGUACUAAGGAAGGGGCGUAGUUAUGCCGGUUGCAUGUUGGACAUGUACUUUAGAGACGCCCACAAUCAAAAACACAAGCUAAAACAAAUCCUGGAUCAGUUCUUGAAACAAGGGGCGGUUAAACCUUUGCACAUUACCACCUUCAACAUGGAUCAAGUGGAAGAAGCCUACCGUUACAUGGCGGCAGGUAAACACAUAGGAAAAGUCGUCGUUAAGAUACGCGAUGAAAACCAGCAAUCGCUCGAUCUAUUCAAGGCUCUCCCAAGAUUCUCCUGCGACCCUUCCAUGACGUACAUCAUUUUAGGAGGCUUGGGAGGGUUUGGACUAGAACUGGUUGAUUGGUUGAUCCUAAGAGGUGCCCGAAAGUUAGUUUUAGUAUCUCGAAAUGGUGUCCGAAAUGGUUACGCAGCGUCCAGAAUUAGAGUUUGGAAAAUGUACGAGGCUACCAUAAGGGUGUCCACAGAGGACGUCACCAUCGAAGAAGGUUGCGCGCGACUGUUAGAGAGCUCGGAGAAGCUUGCGCCUGUAGCCGGGAUCUUCAAUUUGGCGGUAGUUCUUCAGGACGACCUCUUCGAGAACCAGAAGGAGGAGAACUUCGUGAACACGCUCUCGCCGAAGGCCCGUGCGACGCAGCACCUAGAUAUCCUAAGUCGGCAGCUCUGCCCCCGCCUACAGCACUUCGUUGUCUUCUCGUCGGUCUCGUGCGGAAGGGGCAAUACAGGCCAGACCACUUACGGCAUGGCCAACUCCAUCAUGGAAAGGAUAUGCGAGAAACGGAAACGGGAGGGCUACCCAGGUUUGGCAAUACAGUGGGGGGCAAUCGGAGAGGUCGGCCUGGUUGCGGAAAUGCAGGAGCAGCACAAAGAGAUUGUUAUCAGUGGCACAUUGCAACAGCGUGUCGCAUCCUGUCUGAGCACCUUGGAAAUCUUCCUCCUGCAAAACGAGCCCAUCGUAGCAAGUAUGGUAGUGGCGGAAAAAAAGAGCGCCGCGGAAGGCGCCGAAAGCGUCAUCACCGUGAUCAAAGGGAUCAUGGGAAUAACCGAUUUGAAAACGAUCAGCGAGCACGCCUCUUUAUCCGAAAUAGGCAUGGACUCCAUGGCCGCCGUUGAAAUAAAGCAGAUCCUCGAACGCGACUGUGAAGUCUGCCUAAGCCCCAAGGAACUCCGAACACUCACCUUCGCCAAACUAAAAGAGCGGUUAUCCAAAGAAGCAUCCGACCCCGUAGCUCCAAGCCUACCCCCACGCAAUGACAUCUUCGCCCACUUCCGCACGGAGGAGGAAUCAAAAUUACCAUUAAAACAACUGGAAAGUUUAGCUAAGAAAGAAGAUGAGGCGCCAUUGGCGAUCUUUCUGCCGGGAAUUGAAGGAGUAGCCGAAACCAUGGAGUCCUUGGCUAACAAGCUGAAGGCCCAUGUAGAAUGCGUCCAGUACGCAAACGCCGCUGGUGAUUUCCGCUUGGAAUCCUUCGCUAAAUCACUAUCAAAGCUAAUACCCCACGUCGAGCAUAACUUCAACCUCGUAGCAUAUUCGUAUGGUUGUGUGGUCGCGUUAGAGCUCGCUUCCAUCUUAGAAGUCCGUGGAUUGAUCGGAAAAGUGGUUUUAAUCGACGGCGCGCCGGAGAUGCUAAAGAAACUCAUAAAGCUACAGUACCCGUCGGAACAUGAGUCAGAUGCCUCAUUGGAGACGGCCGUACUGUUUAACAUAAUCACCUCAUACGUACCCAUGGAGGCAACAAUAGGGCACAGGGAAACUGUCCGCCAGUUGCAAACGUUGGAAGAACGCGUCGAGUACCUACUGGAAGCGAUACCCGAAGGAAUUCCGCAUUCGAAAGAGUACCAAAGGCGGGUGGCCAUCGCAAUCUGCGAGAAAACGAAAUCCGUGUACAAUUACGAGGCGAAAUUUCCAAAGCUGAAGUCGGAGGUGACGCUAAUCAAGCCGAACGAAUCGCCCUUCGUCAACUACGACGUGGACUACGGACUGCAGAAGUUGUGCGAAAAACCUGUUCAGGUUCAUACGGUCGAAGGAACCCACAUGACGAUCGUGCAAAAUCCCGAACUUGCCGACUAUAUCAAUAAGAUAAUCAACAAUUAAAGAGUAAUAGUUAAAUUGUUGUU